AUGGCCUCAGCUUGGACACAAACCCCACCAUGGAUCUGGUUGCCGACCCAUAGUGAGGACGAGAGCCAACCUGGUCGUUAUUAUCUGUUUCGAAAAACCUUCCAAUGGACUCAGCCCUACGGGCUUCGUGAGUUUCCAGUUCAUGUUUCGGCCGAUAGUCGAUAUCGUCUAUUUAUAAAUGGCCAGCGUGUCAGCUUUGGCCCUUGCAAGAGCUAUCCGGAACGUUGGUACUACGAGACAAUCGACAUUCUACCUUAUCUCACAGAAGGAGAAAAUGUCAUCAGUGCGCGCGUGUUGCGGUACUCUUGCGUCAACACCGGCUCUUCGUCGAUUAUCAGCACUGAAUUGCCUGGUCUCAUGGUUCAUGCCGAGAUUGAGCAGGGACUAUCGAUCUCUACGGAUCCUUCAUGGAAGUGCUUGCAAGAGACAAACCGCAAGAUUAUUCCUCACUCCGAGUGGAACUAUCUUUUGGGUCCACCCUUCAUGUCAAACAACGAGAGAGUAACAGAAGCCAAAACCCUCUCUGGUUGGAAGCGAGCAGCAUUCGAUGACACGACCUGGAAGUCCGCCAUCUUUCAAUUCCGCCCGGUGAAAAUGCUCCCAAUCCAACGUCCGUGGAAAUUGGAACCACGUCCUAUCCCAGAGCUUCCGGAGAUUCCUGGAAGAUUUGAUGGAAUUGUAGAAUGCGAGGGAUCCCUCACAAACACGCAGUGGAAUGGUUUCAUCAAAGGAGAUGGGGACUUGAUUGUACCUGCUGGGGAGACUGUCAGCGUCGACAUCGAAUGCGCAUCUUUGACUACAGCGUUUGUCAACUUUCAAUGCGGCGCAGGAUUGGGAUCAAUUAUCACAUUCCUAUAUUCCGAAUGCUACGAGAAAGAUCUUGGAGUCGAAAUUGCUCCUUUCCCUAUGCCAAGGACCAAACUGCUCAGAUCGGACUCUAACGGCCGGCUUUAUGGAGUUAAAGAUAUCUAUACAGUGGCCGAUGGCCAAACAGAGCAAACUUUCGAACCAUUUUGGUUCCGAGCAUUCCGAUAUGUUCAAUUGCAUAUCCAGACUUCAUCUCAACCCCUCACACUUAAGGGUUUCACUCUCCGCGAGACUUCCUAUCCAUUGGAUAUCUCCACUGAAAUCCAGGCUGGGCCAGAACUCAAUAAGAUCUGGGAUGUCAGUUUACGUACUCUCCAAAAUUGCCGACAUGAGACGUACGAGGAUUGCCCUUUCUACGAGCAAAAUCAGUUUGCAUCUGAUUCUCGACUACAGAUGCUUUUCACAUAUCAAGUAUCAUCAGAUGAUCGACUUGCCCGGAAAACCCUGGAAGAGUUUCAUGCCAGCCAGACUCCUGAUGGUUUGAUCAAGGCACAGUUCCCGGCCGGUUUCAAGAGUAAACAAAUUCCUCAGUUCUCACUAUACUGGGUUGCAAUGGUAUGGGAUCACAUGAAAUACUUCGCGGACAAGAAGGUUGUGCGGCGGUACUUGAGCACCGUCGACGGAAUUCUCAACCACUUCGACGAGCGAAUUAAUGAUCUCGGGCUAGUUGGUCGAUUCGAGGAAGAUACAUGGCCCUUCAUAGACUGGGUAUCUCAAUGGUCAGUCCCAGGGAAAAUCUUUGAAUCCUGCAUGCCGCAAUCGUACACCAAAACAGGCGCUGCAACGUUCAACAGUCUCCUUUACAUUGUUGCCCUCAUGCAGGCUGCUGAUUUAUGCAAAUUCAUGGGGAGAACGGAUACCGCUUCCGAAUAUUCCUCCCGAGCACAAGCUCUCCGAGAUGCUGUGAAUAAGCAUUGCUUUGACGAUUCUCUUUACCUGGAUGGUCCAUCAACAAAGGAAUACAGCCAGCAUAGUCAAGUGUUUGCUGUUCUUUCCGAGACUAUCACGGGUACAGCAGCUCGAGAGUUAAUGGUUCGCGCAAUGUACAAUUCUUCGCUGGUGCAAUGUUCCAGUGCUCUACAAUUUUAUGUGUUCCGAGCCGUGGAGAAAGUCGGUCUCUACAACAAGAUGUUCCCCACUCUUCUAGAUCCAUGGCGACGUAUGCUGGCGGAUGAUUUGACGACAUGGGCUGAGUUUGAGAAGAAUCCUCGGAGUGACUGCCAUGGGUGGAGUGCCUGCCCAGUCAACGAAAUCGUUACCCAGUUGUAUGGUAUAAGGCCGGCUAGGCCGGGCUUCAAGCAUCUGCGCAUCGAGCCCCAAAUGGACCUUCUUCCGACAGCGGAGGGAACCUUUGUCACUCCUAUCGCGAAGAUCAAAUUGAAGUGGACAGAGGAUGGGAACCUAGAAGUCCAGCUUUCUACCGACGUUGAGGCCGAGGUCGUAUUUGGCGGCUCUGUAUAUAUUGUUCAAUUUGUGGCUGGGAGGACAGUCUCUUUUCUCAAAGAGACGGAGUCUAUGGUCAUUAUCUGA
Messenger RNA from Penicillium longicatenatum, 2397 nucleotides. RefSeq lists its product as uncharacterized. NCBI's taxonomy places the organism in Eukaryota, Fungi, Ascomycota, Eurotiomycetes, Eurotiales, Aspergillaceae. The record is from RefSeq and is a predicted model, not a curated record. Bases 1 to 2397 code for a protein of 798 amino acids. Gene Ontology annotation, biological process: carbohydrate metabolic process. The transcript is spliced from 2 exons.